This is a messenger RNA of Impatiens glandulifera, 3279 nucleotides long. RefSeq names its product N-terminal acetyltransferase B complex auxiliary subunit NAA25-like. The record is from RefSeq and is a predicted model, not a curated record. Gene Ontology annotation, cellular component: NatB complex; cytoplasm. The transcript is spliced from 19 exons. Gene Ontology annotation, biological process: N-terminal peptidyl-methionine acetylation. The coding region runs from base 45 to 3071 and encodes 1008 amino acids. Gene Ontology annotation, molecular function: protein binding; protein-N-terminal amino-acid acetyltransferase activity. NCBI's taxonomy places the organism in Eukaryota, Viridiplantae, Streptophyta, Magnoliopsida, Ericales, Balsaminaceae.
UUCUACCCUAAAUUUCCGCUGCUAUCAAAACUAGCUCUGCUGUAAUGGCGUCCAAAUUCGGGUUGCCCGGCGGCAUACCUGAGCGUCGUGUUCGGCCUAUAUGGGACGCCAUCGACUCUCGCCAAUUCAAGAAUGCUCUGAAGCUCUCUACUUCUCUUCUCUCCAAACAUCCAAAUACUCCAUACGCCCUCGCUCUUAAGGCUCUUAUUUUGGAGAGGAUGGGUAAAAGUGAGGAAGCUUUAUCUAUAUGCUUAAAUGCCAAGGAGCUGUUACAUGCAAACACCUCUGUCUUAAUUGAUGAUCUGACUCUCAGCACAUUGCAGAUUGUUUUCCAACGGCUUGAUCACUUGGACAAGGCUACCAGCUGUUAUGAGUUUGCUUGUACGAAGUUCCCAAAUAAUCUUGAAUUGAUGAUGGGACUUUUCAACUGUUAUGUCCGGGAAUACUCGUUUGUAAAGCAGCAACAGAUAGCUAUUAAAAUGUACAAAAUUGUGGGUGAAGAAAGGUUCUUGCUAUGGGCAGUUUGCAGCAUCCAGUUACAGGUCUUAUGUGGCAAAGGGGAUGGUAAGUUGUUGCUUUUGGCUGAAGGCUUACUUAAGAAGCAUAUCACUUCUCAUAGCUUACAUGAGCCAGAAGCUCUUACUGUGUACAUUUCUCUCUUGGAGCAACAAUCUAAAUUCAAGGAUGCAUUGGAAGUUCUUUGUGGGAACUUAGGAUCACUUAUUAUGAUUGAAGUCGACAGAUUGCGUGUAAAGGGUAGGGUUCUUGCUCGAGCUGGGGAUUAUGCUGCUGCAGUCGAUGUAUUUCAAAAAAUCCUUGAGUUAUGCCCUGAUGAUUGGGAGUGUUUCCUGGAUUACCUAGGCUGUUUGCUGGAGGAUGGAAGUUGCUGGUCCAAUGUCCCCAUCAGUGAUUUGCGUUAUCCUAGAAAAUAUUUAGACAGCAAUUUUUCACAUUUGACUGAAGAAAGUUUUGAUUCUCGCAUAUCAACUGCAACAGUCUUGGUGCAAAAGUUACUUGAAGAAGCAAACGAAGGUUCUAUAAGAGGUCCGCGCCUCGCUCUUAUUGAGAUUGAAAGGAGGAAGUCCUUGUUUGGAAAAGAAAAUGAUGACAAAUUAAUAGAGACUAUAAUGGAAUAUUUCUUGAGGUUUGGACACUUGGCCAGUUGUACUUCUGAUGUGGAGCCAUUUGUUCAAAUGCUGUCUCCUGGCAAGAAGGCAGAAUUUGUGAAGACGUUGACAGAGAAUAUGGAACCUAUAGUUGCUGUGCCAAAAGAGGUGCUUGGUCGAUCAAUCACAGUUUUCAAGAUACAAGAACUUGUUGGCAGUUUCUUUAAUCUCCCGACAGAUGAUCUUGAGCUUCUUGCUUUACAAAUGGUGGAAUUGUACUAUAAGAACCUUCCACUCUCCAAGGAAUUGGAUCCGCAAGAAAAUAUGCCUGGCGAAGAGCUUCUGACUUUGGUCUCUAAUAUUUUAGUUCAGUUGUUUUGGCGCACAAAGAAUUUUGGCUAUCUGGUGGAAGCAACUAUGAUCUUAGAGUUUGGUUUAAGUGUUCGCAGGUUUGUGUGGCAAUACAAAAUUAUGCUGUUGCAUCUUUAUUCUCACUGGGGUGUCCUGCCAUUAGCUUAUCAAUGGUACAAGUCUUUGGAUGUGAAGAAUAUCUUGCUAGAAACAGUUUCUCACCACAUCUUGCCACAAAUGUUGCUUUCUCCUCUUUGGAUAGAUCUAAAUGAUCUUUUGAGCAAUUAUUUGAAAUUCAUGGAUGACCAUUUCAGAGAAUCUGCAGACCUUACAUUUCUUGCAUAUCGACAUCGGAAUUAUUCCAAAGUGAUUGAGUUCAUUCAAUUUAAAGAAAGGCUGCAAGGCUCUAGCCAGUAUUUAUCAGCAAAGAUUGAAGCACUUAUUCUUCAGCUAAAACAACAUUCAGAUAAUGUUGAAGAAGAGGAGCGCAUACUGGAAAACUUGAAAUUUGGCAUUGACUUCCUUGAACUUUCAAAUGAGAUCGGGAGCAAAACUUUGACCUUCAACGAGGAUCUCCAGUCACGACCCUGGUGGACCCCAACUUUUGACAAAAAUUAUCUUCUAGGACCAUUUCAAGGAGUGUCCCAUUGUCCGAAGGAAAACAUGCAGCACCAGAUAAAUCAAGCUCAAGUAAAUAUGCAAAAAACCUUAGAGAAGAGAUCUCUACUUCCAAGGAUGAUUUAUCUUUCUAUUCGCUGUGCAUCAUCAUCAAUUAAAGAGAAUAUAGAGGCCAAUGGUUCUAUUGUUGAUACUAGAACCCCAUCAGAGUUGAAGGCUUUACUUGACCGAUACACAAAGUUCUUAGGGUUCCAUUUUCAGGAUGCUAUAGAGCUGGUUGUUGAAGUUUCAAGUGGCAAGAAGCCUUUAGAGGCUUUAAGGUCGGACCUGAUUGACUGGGUUAACUUUGCUGUACUCAUGAAUGCCUGGAAUCUAAACUCAAACGAGUCGAGGCAAGAUAUAUGGAGCAUGGUCAACUCUCUGAUAGAAAAGUAUAUCGUUGAUGAAAUCAGCUCUCUAGGAUCCGUGAUUUCAUCUCCAGGCUCUAAUCUUCCCACAUUGAUACAAUUGGUUACCGAACCACUCGCCUGGCACAGUCUAAUAAUACAAGCCUGUGUUCGAACCUCCUUUCCAUCUGGAAAGAAGAAGAAGAAAGUAGUGGGGCCUUCAGAACAGUCUAAUAACAAUGCUAAUUUUUCUCAGGGUAUUAGAGAUUCAAUUGAGUCUCUGACCAGGUCUAUUGAAAAGGUUGCCGAAUGGCUAAGAGAAGAAAUUGGAAAGCCAGAAGACGAAAAUGUUGAAGUAAUAGUUUCCUCUAUAGAUACAAAAGAUCAGAACGGAGGACCUGGUAAGGUCUUGAAAGUUCUUGAAACGAAUAUCUCUUUGAUGAUGGGUGAUGUGGAUCUAGGCGAUCAAAUCUCAGGGGCAUUGAAGCUGUGGAAUCAUGUUGAGGUUGCGAGAAGAAUAGUUAAUGGUCAUCAUACUGUUCUGUCCGAGUUUCUUCGGAUAUGUGAAUUAAAAGUCCAAACAUUGCGGGCAUUAAAAUCACAGUUAUAAGUAAAACCCGUUUAUCAUUUGAACUUUUUUUUUUUUGAAAUUUUUUAUCAUUUGAACUUAGUAUCAAAGGAUGAAUAAUUUGGUUUUCUUUUUAUUUUUGGCUAGCUGACAGUUUUUAUUCAUUGUUUCUCUUAAUAAACAUUGAUUCUCAGGAACUUUUACCAUAUUUGUUGUUCAAAACUUGGUAUUCUUUUUGGCUGGUGUACAA